This is a messenger RNA of Xenopus laevis (African clawed frog), 2576 nucleotides long. RefSeq names its product SAC1 like phosphatidylinositide phosphatase L homeolog (gene sacm1l.L). Gene Ontology annotation, cellular component: Golgi membrane; endoplasmic reticulum membrane; endoplasmic reticulum. The record is from RefSeq and is marked reviewed. Gene Ontology annotation, molecular function: phosphatidylinositol phosphate 4-phosphatase activity; phosphatidylinositol-4-phosphate phosphatase activity; phosphatidylinositol-3-phosphate phosphatase activity. Gene Ontology annotation, biological process: phosphatidylinositol dephosphorylation. NCBI's taxonomy places the organism in Eukaryota, Metazoa, Chordata, Amphibia, Anura, Pipidae. The transcript has 20 exons.
CGCUUUGUCCCGAAGUUUGUCCCUCUUGGCGCCCCGUUCUAUUGUUGGCUUCCUCGUUCAUAGCUGUUAGGCGUUCCCUCUUCGGCUUCUGUAGCGCUAAAUGCUGGGGACACGUCAGAUAGUAAAAUAGGGAGCGCACAUUCAGUAUUACUGUGUUAAUAUUAGUACUUUCAUAUAUUUAUGCAAAAACGAAUAAAUCCUUCUGUGUCUGUCUCGGAGAUCAUCCAGUUCUACACAGUCAAUGCAUCAUGGCACUUGCCUACGAAAAUCUGAAAUUACAUAUAACGCCAGAAAAAUUUUAUGUUGAAGCAUGUGAUCCUGGAGUAGAAGAUGUUCUUACUAUAGACAGAGUGUCAACAGAAGUCACACUUUCAGGUAAAAAGGAUAUACCUCCAUCUGCAAUAACAAGAGCUAUAUAUGGAAUUUUAGGUACAAUUCGACUAGUGGCAGGAAUGUAUCUGAUUGUGAUAACCCGAAGGAAGAAAGUAGGAGAUCUCCUUAAUCAUUCUAUUUGGAAAGCAACAGACUUUGACAUAAUUUCUUAUAAAAAGACAAUGUUACAUUUAACUGAUUCACAGCUGCAGGACAACAAGGCUUUCCUUGGGAUGCUCAGUCAUGUCCUGAGUGUGGACGGAUUUUACUUUUCUGUAUCUUAUGACCUUACCCACACACUACAACGGUUAGCAAAUACAAGUCCUGAAUUCCAAGAAAUGAGCCUGCUUGAAAGGGCUGAUCAGAGAUUUGUCUGGAAUGGUAAUCUCUUAAGAGAAUUUUCAGCUCAACCUGAGAUUCAGAAAUUUGCAAUUCCAGUGGUUCAUGGAUUUAUUGCUAUACAUUCUUGUUCCAUAAAUGGAAAAUACUUUGACUGGAUUCUCAUCUCCAGAAGAAGCUGUUUCCGAGCAGGUGUACGGUAUUAUGUAAGAGGUAUUGAUUCAGAGGGGCAUGCUGCAAACUUUGUUGAAACCGAGCAGAUUGUUCAUUACAAUGGUAACAAAGCUUCAUUUGUUCAGACACGUGGAUCUAUUCCAUUUUACUGGUCACAGAGACCAAAUCUCAAAUAUAAACCAAAGCCUCAGAUCAGCAAAGCAGUCAACCAUAUGGAUGGAUUCCAACGGCACUUUGACUCACAGGUCAUAAGUUAUGGGAAGCAAGUUGUGCUAAACUUGGUUAACCAGAAGGGUUCAGAAAAGCCAUUAGAACAAGAGUUUUCACAGAUGGUGUCUGGUCUUGGAAAUGGAAUGGUUAGAUAUAUUGCAUUUGACUUUCAUAAAGAAUGCAGUAGAAUGCGCUGGGAUCGCUUGCAGAUUUUGGUUGAGCAAGUAGCUGAAACUCAAGAUGAAUUUGGAUAUUUUCUGGUAGACACUGAAGGCAAAGUGGUUAGCCAACAGGAUGGAAUUUUCCGCAGUAACUGUAUGGACUGUCUGGAUCGCACAAAUGUAGUGCAGAGUCUUUUGGCCCGACGUUCCCUCCAGUACCAACUUCAGAGGCUUGGUGUACUUCAUGUUGGACAAAGAAUUGAAGAACAAAUUCAGUUUGAAAAGAUCUAUAAAAAUGCUUGGGCUGACAAUGCAAAUGCUUGUGCCAAACAGUAUGCUGGAACUGGUGCUUUAAAGACAGACUUCACAAGGACAGGAAAACGAACCCAGUGGGGACUUUUAAUGGAUGGCUGGAAUUCAUUAAUCCGAUAUUAUAAAAACAAUUUUUCUGAUGGCUUUCGACAAGACUCAAUUGACUUGUUUCUUGGAAAUUACUCUGUUGAAGAAGCCUAUUCUACAAGUCCACUGCAUAUACAGACAGACUGGAAAUUUCUUGCAUUACCUAUUAUUAUGGUGGUUGCCUUUUCCAUGUGCAUUAUCUGUUUACUAAUGGCAGGUGACACUUGGACAGAGACUUUGGCGUAUGUUCUUUUCUGGGGCACUGCAAGUAUUGGAACAGGCGCUAUCAUUAUGUACAAUGGCAAAGAUUUUGUUGAUGCCCCAAAACUGGUACAGAAGGAAAAGAUGGACUGAAUUUGUGUGUGUGGAAAGCAGCUUAGCAGUGACAGUUCGGUAAACCCAGUAUGGAGUCUUUAUUGACCUGCUUUCCACAACACAGUUAUGCUUUCUCCUUACUGCUUUGGUAAUGGACAUGACAUCACCAAUUUAACAUAUACACAUACAUAUACACACAUUUCAUUUAUAUGUAGGCAUGGAAACAUUUUAGGAAUAUUACAUAAUUUGGAAUGGAAAACAGUUUGGUGGUUCUAGAGCUGCAUCUUCUUGCUGGCCAAGAUUGAAAUGACAUCGCAAGUUUCAGGUUUCUCCGGUGUUAUGGGAGAUAAAGGCACAUACUCAAGCACUGAAAAUGCAGCUGUUCUGUUUAAAUUACUUGCCUUUACUAUUUCUAUUAAAAUGUAUCUAUUGAUUUUCUCUUCAAAUGAUAUUAAGGAUGGUUUGAAUGCCCUUUAAACUACAAAAUACUGUUCAUUUUUUUGUUAAUUUCUCGAAUUUAUCAAUUGUUGGCAGUGUAAAUCUCUGUAAUGAAAUAAUAUAUUGCUGCGGCUUUUAAAUGAUUAGAUAAUCUUCAUUAUACAUUCA